Messenger RNA from Racocetra fulgida, 247 nucleotides. Lineage: Eukaryota; Fungi; Glomeromycota; Glomeromycetes; Diversisporales; Gigasporaceae. The record is from the annotation of a GenBank genome assembly.
AUGUCUGAAGAAAUAGUGUCUGAAGAAGAAUAUACCAUUCAAGUAUCUGAAAAAAAAGAACCUUUAGUGAAAUGUGAUCAAAUGUUCUUAAAAGUAGUAGUUCAGACUAUACAAUUCGACCGAUCUGGAGAAAUUCCUGAAGAAAAAGCAAAAAUAAUAGAUUUAAUCAAUGUUUCAGAAUUUAUAAAACCUAUAAUUGAAUUUGCAAUUAGUAAUAUACGAUAUUUUGUUAACAAAAAUGAUAGAG